UAUAUAUUAAAAAAUAAAAUAAAAUUACAAUCAACAUAAAAACACAUAUAAAAUGUAACAUCAAAUGAAAUGAAAGAGCUUUUGAUUUGUUGAUUUCCGUGUCAAGCAAGCUUCAGGGUUUCUUAACCGAUGGGCAAUCGAUUGCUUCACUUCUAAUCCAAACACGCCUUUACCACCGUCACCAUCAUCACCGUCGUCGUCUUCAAUCACCCCUCUCCUUAAAAACCCUAAUUUUUGCAGACCCAUUUGAUCUCAAUUGUGUAUUUGUGGUUCUGUGUCGUCAAUCGUCAUGGGUCAUGAAUCUGUAGCAGUUACAUCGCCGCCGGCGACGUCGCUCGCUCCCGGUUUCCGAUUCCACCCCACCGAUGAAGAGCUCGUGCAGUACUAUCUCAAGCGUAAGGCUUGUGGGAAGCCUUUCAGAUUCGAAGCCGUCUCGGAAAUCGAUGUCUACAAAUCUGAGCCCUGGGAACUUUCAGGCUAUUCAAGACUGAAGAGCAGAGACUUAGAAUGGUAUUUCUUCAGUCCCAUAGAUAGAAAAUAUGGUAAUGGGUCUCGAUUGAAUCGUGCCACUGGCAAAGGGUACUGGAAGGCAACUGGGAAGGAUCGGUCUGUACGCCAUAAGGGUCAGACAAUCGGGAUGAAGAAAACACUAGUCUUUCAUAGUGGACGGGCACCGGACGGUAAACGGACCAAUUGGGUCAUGCAUGAAUACAGACUUGCUGACGAAGAAAUGGAGAAAUCCAGAGUAGCGCAGGCAAAGGAUGCAUUUGUGCUAUGCCGAAUUUUUCAGAAAGCGGGUUUAGGUCCACCAAAUGGGAACCGAUAUGCACCAUUUGUUGAGGAGGAAUGGGAUGAUGAUGCCUCACUCCUCAUUCCGGGUGAAGAAGCUGCGGAUGAAAUGACAAAUGGUGAUGAUACACAUGUUGAAGGGAGUGACCUUGAGCAGGUGGAAGCAAUUAUAAUCUGUUGAACGGAUUAUAUAUUAAGGCAUUUGCGAUUCCUCACUUCAUUGCUAUUUUUAAUCCAUUAAUCAAUUGAAUCAAGUGUGAGUUCAAAUAUUCUUGUAAAUGAGAGUAAAAAACAAGUUGAUAUCUCAGUAAAGACAUAAUUAUCUAGCCCCUGGAGAUUGAUAUGGGGGUAAAUCUCUGUUUGAUUUCCUUUGCUGAGAACUUGCAUCAUGAAGGAAAUUGGUUCAGUAUCUCAUCGAUUCUAUAUAUUGAGGGUAGAUGUUGAAGGCGCCGGUUAGGGAAAGGUGACAUAGUCCACAUUGAGGGUAAUACUGGGGGAAGAGGAAAACCAAAGUUAAUGUGGGUAGAGUUAGUAAAGAAAGAUGUGAUGGCAUGUGGAUUGACUGAGGCUAUUGUAUUAAAUAGAGUGGAAUGGAAACAUGGGAUUCAUGUAGCCGAUCUCAAAUAAUUGGGAAAAGGCUUGGUGGUGGUUGUUGUGCAGAUGUUGAAGGCGUGCCUAGGCCCCAACCUGGUUAAGUUGCAGCCUAACCAAAUUUAUUAAAAUUUACACAGUAGUCCAUGGAAUCCCUCUGCUUUUAAGUUGCUUAUCCCUCUGUCAUUCAAAGCAUAGGGAAUUUCAAAAUUUAUAAGAUAAAGAGUAAUGAUUUCUAAUAAAUAUUGUUAAUUAUUUAUAAAGUAGUUUAAUCACUUUGGUCACCUAGGUAUGAAAAAAAACAACAGAGAGAAUAAUAGCAUGAUAUGUUACUAGCUUUUGCUUGUUACACAUUGCAUACCUAUUCAUGCAUUUUACUUGCAAUAUUCACACUCAAGUAUUCAUCAUAGCUUCUUUAUUUUUAUUGGAGUUCUAUUGUGAAUUUCAAUGUUUUACCGUUAUUUUCCUGCGUCCUUCUCCAAUAGUUUUCUCUGAGCCUUCUGUAAGAUUCUAGAACCAUACUGCAUGGCCUAUUAGGCAUGAAUGCAUUAUUGCUUCUUUAAUGAUAUUUUACUUUUGACUGAAGGACAACUCUAGGAAACUCAAAAUAAUUCAGCUUACAAUGUUUUUAUGCAUGCUAAGAUUAUGAAUAGUUCAUAGAUUUAGGGUUUAAAAGGUGGGGGAAGUUCCUAGGAUUGGUGCAUGGUCAAUAAAAAAGUGAUUAUACUUGGCUUAGUUUGAAAAGUGAUAUGCGAUUGAAAUGUAAUUAGUUAGUUGUCAGAAAUUCGGAAAAGCAACUAGUUGUGGAUUUUGAGUCGUAAAUUAAGGGCCAAGUGAAAAAGGAAAGGUUUGGGGUUCUGAAAUUAAAGUUUGGAAUGAAAAGCUUGAGAAAGUAAAAGGCUAGCUGUAACAAGAAUAGCAAAAUCUGUUAACAAAAAAUGAAAGAGAAUAAGGAGGAGAAUAAAAUGAAUCUAUUAGGGAUUUAGUUUAGAAUUCCUUUAGCGUUCUCGCCAGGGUAAAUUGUUUUGCACAUCACACAAUUUUCAAUACUCAAACUUAGCUCUGUUGAGUUUAAUGAAUAUGCAGAUAUAUCCCGGUUGCUUGGAAUCUCCUAAUUAUAUUAGGAUUGAACCUUUUUUUUUUGCUAAAGUAAGUACAAGCAUAGCCAUCACCCAUUUGGGACUUGAAGUGUUCACCUCCUCUCUCCCUCUCAUGGGGUGGCAAGUGAUACCAUUCGAUGAAGACAGAUUUUGAGACCAAAUAUUCUAAACUUACUAAAGACCAUAUAUAAAGACCCAAUAACAAAACUUAACCCAAGAUACAGCCUCGCCUAUACUCAGUUAAUUUUAGAAAUUCAAUAAUGCCAUUGGCUUCCAAAAAAUAAGAGAGAUUAAAUAAACUAGUUCCAUGUGGAAUUCUGAAUUCUAUGGUCUCUUAGGUCCCUUGCCUUCUUUAUAUUGUGCGAUUGAUGAAGGUUGAAGCAAGAUGUCGAUGUGACCUUUCGGCUCAAAUUUCAACUCACACCUUUCAAUGUUGAUGUGAAUUUUUCACAAAGUGACUCGACAUGUAAUACAUGAUACAAGUUUGCUCAUAGAUUAUGCCAACACAUGACACAUUUUCCUAAUAAUUAGCAUUUUUUUAGAAAAACAGUAUAAUAAAAAUGAGGACAAAGAUUUAACGAAAGAUUUAACUUUAUGUUUGAUUAAGAUGUAUCUGGAGGUUGGGGCUAUGUAUGUAGAAAGGGAUUAGAUUUUAUCCAUCAGGAUACUCUCGUAGGCUACCAAGUAAAUAGAUUCAGGUAGUAUUUAAAUAACAAUGAAGCAAGAGCAAGCCAACAAGCUCAAACAUGAACAGUUUGUUGGCAAGCUAGCUGCAUUUCUUGUGAUUUGACCAGCGUACAGGCAGGCAGCAGAGGUAAGAUUGAUGCAAGGGCCACAUAAUGUAUUUGAGAUGGCAAUUUUUUGUUUGUCAUCAUAUUUUAAGUGUCUUUUGGAAGUAGUAAAAUCUCACUACAACCGAACACACAAGUGUCUUUUACUUGUUUGUCAAACUCUAUAUUUGGCUUAACAUCUUUUAAUGCUAAAACGGACAAUGUCACCAUACCAUGUUAGUCUGCAUCGGUCAGUAGGCAUUGUAUUUGUCCUGAUGUUGUCCCGUGAUUUCUCCAAAAUAGUCUAUUACUUGUUUGUCGAACUACACAUCUGGAUCUGGUUUGUACGAUUAUGAUGCCUAUAUAUGUUCACACGUGUAUUUGUUUGAUGUUCUGGUAAUAUGAGCUGCUUACGCCACAGUUCAAACAUCCCAAUUUGUGAAAUUUUAAAUAUAUGCAAUAACUCUCCCCUAAUAUUGGCUUAUAUUC
This is a messenger RNA of Cornus florida, 3739 nucleotides long. Its product is annotated as NAC domain containing protein 50-like. NCBI's taxonomy places the organism in Eukaryota, Viridiplantae, Streptophyta, Magnoliopsida, Cornales, Cornaceae. The transcript is spliced from 4 exons. The coding region runs from base 290 to 970 and encodes 226 amino acids. The record is from RefSeq and is a predicted model, not a curated record. Gene Ontology annotation, molecular function: DNA binding. Gene Ontology annotation, biological process: regulation of DNA-templated transcription.